AUGAGAGUGCUUCUAGGCGAUCCGACGUACUCCAGUCGAGGCAACGAAUUCCUGGCGAGCUCUGCCGACUGGAAUGCCACCAGUGCCGAAGCGGGAGAGAGCUUCAAAUGCUUCACCUUUGGGCGAGGGGGGCUCGGCUACCAUUGCUUCGACUACGACUUCGACUUAUCUUAUCAGAGAGGGGAAAUAGAUGGCAUUUAUAUUUGGGGCUACAUCUCUGAGCCGCAAGAAGAUCUUGGCGGUGUUAGCAACUCCCAAGCGCCUCGCGAACUGAUCGGGAAGUGCACUUGGCCCGGAAUCCAGUCAAACCUGAUACCACAUGGAUACUGUAACGAGAACUUUAUUGAUUACAAGUGCUGUAAAGAAGCUUACGAGCUGGUUACGUUAAAUAACGCUCCUAUGCAUUACACGAACACAGGACAGUCCCCGACGAAGUGUAACGAGGAAUAUCUCCACUAUUCUCAAUGCGUACCGGAGAACAUAUUGUGGGCUCUGACAGCAGAUAAAUAG
Drosophila persimilis is the source of this 510-nucleotide messenger RNA. RefSeq lists its product as uncharacterized. Lineage: Eukaryota; Metazoa; Arthropoda; Insecta; Diptera; Drosophilidae. Bases 1 to 510 code for a protein of 169 amino acids. The record is from RefSeq and is a predicted model, not a curated record. The transcript is spliced from 2 exons.